GCUCCUACAGUAAAUAUUUGUGUUUGCUCGACCGGCUGUAAUGGUGGACGACUGAGACAGAGGGACGGAAUACAACUAGAGUGAAGAAAGAGAGGAGGAAAAACAACAAAACGGUCGAAAGUCUGCUUCAGAGCCAAGCCACCGCGAGUAGGACACGGUGCUUCGUCGAAAAUGGAUGAACUCAAACAUCAAGUCAUGAUUAACCAGUUCGUCCUGACGGCGGGUUGUGCGGCAGACCAGGCGAAGCAGCUUUUGCAAGCGGCACAUUGGCAGUUCGAGACUGCCCUUAGUGCCUUUUUUCAAGAAACAAAUAUUCCAUACGGCCAUCAUCAUCAAAUGAUGUGCACCCCAGCCAACACACCAGCGACGCCCCCCAACUUCCCGGACGCGUUGACCAUGUUCUCGCGGCUGAAGGCGUCCGAGAGCUUCAACAGCGGCAGCGGCGGCAGCCCCAUGGCCGCCUCCAUGGCCACCUCACCCCCGCCCCCUCAGGUCGGCGGCUGGGGUGUCUCACCAAAUGUACCUAACGUGCCGCAGCCUCCACAGGGACUCUGGACUCAGGGGCAGCCCCCCACGCAGCCCUGCCCCGCCUGGCCCACGGGCGUAAACCCACACGCAGGCGCAGAGCAGAAGGCUAGUGUAGCGAUGGAGGCGGAGAGAUGAAGGGGCCGCACGGGACUGAAAAAAAACCCCAGCCCUUCCAUCCCGGGGAGGGAAGGGAAAGCAAGGGGAGAAGGGGAAAUGAAAGCGGGGAGGGUGGGAGUUUGAUUAUGGGUUAUAAACAUGGGUUUUGGUCUUUUUUCCCAAAAGACGGAUGGAUACGGAAAGAGACGGAAACUACGCAAAACCAAGAAAAACUCAACGUGGACAAUUUAAGAAGAGGAGAAAACCAAUGCAAAUGUCAAUACAAAAAUAGAAAAAAAAAAAAGAUACGCACACACAUAGUAAUAAGAGAGCAACUGAAAUCUUUGUUAGUUUUUUCCUAAGUAAAUGCAUAGAUAAGAGAAAUAUUAUUGAACUAAAAAAACAGAAAUUUAAAAAAAAUUGUCACGCCCAAGGAUUCUAUGUGAUGUUCAAGGACAUUCAAGGCAGCAAACUUAAUUUUCAGUUUUUUUUUUUGUUUGUUUGUUUUUGUUUUUUUUUCAUCUUUUCAGCCAGUGUUUUUUGUCACUGGUGUUCUGUGUUUCUGCAACUGUCUGUGCUGCAUGAGGAGAGAGGAACUUGCGAUGCAGUGUUUUAGAUUGACUCAAAAAUCAUCACGCACUUGAGUGUGAGUGUGUACGCAUGUGAGCAGGUGGUCAAGUUUGUAAUCAAAAAUGUAUACACACGCACAUAUAUAUAUAUAUUCUCACACACACACACACACACACACACAUACAAACACACACUAGCAUCUAGAGGAAACACCUCCAUACUGUCAUCCCCAUCGUCAAAGGUGGGACUUUUCUUACCUCACCUUGUGGUCACCUGACUUCUUUCAGCCAAUCAGGGAUUCUUCUUAAACCAACCAUUGCCGCCGCCGACGCAGGACAUGUUUUUAAAGGUUUUUUCUUAAAGGCAGCAGCCACUCUGGUUUAUGCUAACUGAUGCUCGCUGCAAUGGCUUUUUUCCUGACACAGUUUUAAACCUGGACUCAAGACUACAGCUGUCCACUGUAAACUUUUUUCUCUGGAGAUUUGGGUUAUUACAUGAAAAAAAAGAGAGAAAUCAUGGUUUAAUGUAAUAUCGUUUGUAAUGCUAAUUGUUCUGUUUUUGUCGCGAGGUUAAGGGAGGUGGCUUUGAACUUGGGUAGGACUUCAGGUUGAUUUUUUUUUUUUCUUUUUUUUUCCGGAAAGAGUGAAUCAGAUGCAGCUAAAACGGCUACAGAUUUGAAAAAACAAAAAAACAAAAAAACACAAAAACACGACUACUCCAUCUUUGUAAACAGAAUUGCCACUUUGCAUGAUGUGUUCAUAACGUGUAACAUCUUUUGUAGCAAACAUACAUGAGGUCAAGACAUGUUUAUGGGGAGUGGGGUGGAGUUAAACACAAGGGUGGGGUGGUGGAUGUUAUUCCCAAAGCUAAAAGAAAAUGCAAUAGCAUCUUGUCAGAUAUGAGAAACAAAAGAGAAGAAAAUGGGUGCGGGGCAGCCUGGGAAGAGUACCACAGGCUAUUUGGGGACACUACAGACUACUUUCAGAUAUACAGUAUAUAUAUACUCUCAGAUACUGUACUACAGAGGGGUUUUUACAACAUUUAGGUCUCUAGUUUCGACCAGUCCCUGGUCUAUUGAUACUGCUGAGGGACAGUUCAGGGAUGACCCUGAUAUACGGCAAUAUUUUAAAUGCAGGGUCUGCCCCCCUUUUUUUAGUUCGUCCCGUUUGGAUUAUUUUUACAUUCGAUACAAGAAGAGAGAGUAAGAAGAGAUAUUUUGAAUAGCUGAGGGUCUUUUUUUAAAAAGAUGAUUAGGAAAAAAAAUUAUGAAUAUAAUAAUGAAUAAAUAACCAACUUCCUUUUUAUUAUUUAGACUAAACUAAUGUUUAAGUUCAUCCUUUUUCCAUGCUUCAUACUUUAUUUGGUUAAAUCAGAGCGUUUCCGGGUGGGCCUGUUCCUAAAUGGUUUCUCAUGUAUGUUCCCCCCCUUGUAUGACUGUAUGAGACCAUUCCCACAAUAUUUGUGGACUACCUGAUAAUUAACUUAUCAUUUUUGUGAACCUAAAUAAAUAUUGUAUGUCAACCUAA
Messenger RNA from Lates calcarifer (barramundi perch), 2720 nucleotides. It is a transcript of the gene ubald1a, whose product is annotated as UBA-like domain containing 1a. NCBI's taxonomy places the organism in Eukaryota, Metazoa, Chordata, Actinopteri, Centropomidae. The record is from RefSeq and is a predicted model, not a curated record. The transcript is spliced from 3 exons. The coding region runs from base 172 to 663 and encodes 163 amino acids. Gene Ontology annotation, molecular function: protein binding.